UAUAUAUAUACCGGUAAUAAUCCACUUCAAUUCUCCAGGAGUCAUCGUGAACUCGAAAACCACCAAGUGCUUUUACCGACUCUCCUAACUUCAAAAUGCGAUCUGUAUUUGGAUUUUUCUGCACCCUGUCCGCUCUCCUAUCCACAUGCUAUUCUCUGUCGUGUACAAAGUGUUUCAGCUUGACUACAGAUUUUUGCACCGGUCCCAGCAUCACCUGUCCUGCCGACCAAGUCUGUGCAUCGUCCUACACGAUAACUAUUGCAAGAGGAGUUAGGGUGUCCCAGGUAUAUUCUAGAGACUGCGUUGCCAAGCAAUACUGCACCAUGAAAGGAAGCAUGGGAUUUGCCCAAAACAGCCGUUCAAGCAUGAGCAUUACCUGCUGCUCUACCGACAAUUGCGAACCUCCACAACCCACACUACCGGCUGAAAACAAUUGGGCCAACGGAUUGGUCUGUCGCAGUUGCAUUUCUCCAGACUCUCUAUGGUGCUACACGGAUGAUACCAUACGGUGCACCGGAGACGAAAACAUGUGUCUUCUUCAAACUACAAAAAUUAUAGGAUCCGUAUCAAGUUCUAUAGCAUUGCGUGGAUGCGCCACUAAAAACAUCUGCGAUUUCGGGAGACAGGCUGUGACAACUGAUCAGGUCAGCAUCAACAUAAACUUUCAGUGCACCAGCGGAAGCGUUGGCGUCUUCGGCGGGAUCUUCCUUCCCCUUCUUGGUAUUGUGCUGACUAAACUCCUGUGUUAAAAAUGAUUGCCCCGCUGCUUCAAUAAAUUUGUAAGUCUCUUAA
Molecule: messenger RNA, 792 nt
Organism: Spea bombifrons (plains spadefoot toad)
Lineage: Eukaryota; Metazoa; Chordata; Amphibia; Anura; Pelobatidae
Product: phospholipase A2 inhibitor gamma subunit B-like
Exons: 5
Coding region: 96-749 (217 amino acids)
Source: RefSeq, a predicted model, not a curated record